UAAGACGUCGAUAUUUACUCUCCAAAGGGUGAAAGGUAAGUCUGAAGUUACUUCUGGCGUUGACGUGUGUGAAGCAGUAGAGAUAAUGUUCGAGUGCCUCUGGAACAUGGCAGUAGAGGCAGUCUUAAUUAACGUUUAUACAGGAUGUAUAGUCUGGUGUGUCCCUGGCGUUGUCUGGUUAUUAUUUGUAUAUAGUUGUCGGGGUUUGUUGUUGAUGUGUUGCAAGCUUCCCAGGUAUGUUGGAGAACAUGACAUUUCCUUUACCACUAUGAACGUUUGGGUGGUGGUGGAGCUAUAGUAUCUUAAUAGUAUCUAUCCUAAUUAUCGUGAUCUCAAGUACUUAAGGUCUGAGUAGUGUUCAUAUAUCUUACUAUAAUUAUACUGAUUCAUUAUUCCACUAAUAUAUAAGUUUGGAAUUAGUAAGAUUCCCAGAUUUUCUAUACAAGCCAUGAUAUGUUCGGGAGGUGUUCCAACACCUGUUAACAUAUAACAUUGUACUGUUCACUAGUACACAUAUACUGAUAUUGAAUAUAUGUGUAUUACAAGCGAGCUUACACUUCCAUAAAGUAUAAUGACUGUGCGGAAUUUUGUUUGAGGUGCGUAACGUGAUUCAGGUAGCCUAGUGCGGACUAAGGCUAGGCGCCUCUGAGGCCACCCGUGUCACGGUACCACCUCCCUGGCUUACUGUGUGGUAUGUGUCAAGGCUUACAACCAUGAUACGAGGUCCCGUGGAAGACUGUGAAGCUUGUGCCUCGCAGUCUCCGUCUGACCUAGUCACCAUCUAGCUCUUCACUACUAGCAACUAGCACGAGCGAGCAGUCCACACCCCUCUGCUAGUGCCGACAGUGUUCCUCUUCCGCGCUCCACCACCCACACCUUAAGAUAAAAGUCGUGUUAAUGUGGAAGAGGUAAGUCUGUUGGGCAGUGUGUGAGGUCGCCCUCCACCUGAGGCAGUGUGUGAGGUCGCCCUCCACCUGAGGCAGUGUGUGAGGUCGCCCUUCACCUGAGGCAGUGUGUGAGGUCGCCCUCCACCUGAGGGCAGUGUGAGAGAGGUCGCCCUCCACCUCAGGCAGUGUGAGAGAGGUCGCCCUCCACCCCCGAGGCAGUAUCAUACUGACAGGGCCGCCACACACCAGCUGCCGCCUGAAGGAACGACAACUAUAGCCAUACAUGGUAGACACACAACGUGUCGCCCUCAGCAAAAAUACGGCAUAGCAUCUUUACUACGAUACUCUAUGGUAUCGUAGGCAAGUUCAAGAUGUAAACCAGGGAUAGGACCAAGAACUGGAUUGAUCUUAAAUGUAAUACUGCUGAUGAAGACUAAGCACUGAAGAUUUAAGGAGCCCCCGUGCGGGAGAUGACAACAAACCAUGUUUCCUGAAGGACUCAUCGAAGUGUUUAACCUGUUAUAAGACUGGUGGCCAGACUCUGUUGGAUGUGACUCACACGGCAGCCUUUGGUCACGCGUAACAACUACGAUGAGACAGAACAACAACAAGAAUAAACGAAAACAAAUUACCUGAGUUUCUGGACGGGUGUGAAGUCAUGAUAAACCGAGUCUUCAAAAAUCAAAACUGAAACCUACGUAUGAAAUGAGGCACAUAACAGAGUAAAGAUCUUUUAAGAACUGAUAUAUUUUAAGAUUGUACGUCUUAGUUCUUAUUAGUAGUUCUUAAUGUAGUCAUUAGUUCUAUUAGUGCCAUUUCUUGGAAAAUAUUAUCCCAAGUAAAACUGAUUUGGAGUUCUAUGAUUCCAACAAGAUGGAGAACACUGAAGACCAACAGUGGAGAAAUGACAGAAGAUUAAGUCACGACAUGUCAAUUCCCGAUAUUCAAAUUACUGACACAAGCGUAGACAAUGUGGAAGAAAGCAGCCGGGGCGCUACAACAACUCCAAAUAUGUUUGGCCGCAAGUCAAGCACCGGAUCUCUUCCCGACACACAGACUCAGACGCCAUCCACCGGCCAGGUUGAAGAGAGCCUCGACGGCGCUAGACGCGAUUCUCUUUCCAGGCACAAGCCUAGGGAAGGUUCCAUGUCCGACCUGCAGAGGACCGCUAAGUUCCACCAGGACAGCCAGACUCCCACUUCACCUGGCCACAGUGAAGCGCUGCUUCCUGUUGACAUAGAAACUCUACGUUCUCUUCCUGAUCUCCAUGACUAUAUGACAUCUUCCAGACCUUCUUCAACAGAGAGACUGACACCAGAAUCUCUUAGUGAGCAAAGACAGCCUAAUGACAGAGAUUCGUCCACAGACAGACGCCGCCGGCGGUCAGUGAAUGACAUCUCGUUCAAUAUUCAGCCCCGUAAAUCAAUAACUGAAUUCACGCCGAAAAUGCAGGCGCAGAUAGCGAUUUUUGAGCCCUUGAUGAAUGAACGCAGAUUAAGUUGUGACUUGACCCCCAGUGUCGACUAUCACGGGUCGACUGGAGAUGUCGCGUCAGCUGCGGGUCGUCGCGCGUCGACCAGAGGGGACGAGUCAGCUGCGGGUCGUCGCGGGUCGACCAGAGGGGACGAGUCACCUGCGGGUCGUCGCGGGUCGACCAGAGGGGACGAGUCACCUGCGGGUCGUCGCGGGUCGACCAGAGGGGAAGAGUCACCUGCAGGUCGUCGCGGGUCGACCAGAGGGGACGAGUCAGCUGCAGGUCGUCGCGGGUCGACCAGAGGGGACGAGUCACCUGCGGGUCGUCGCGGGUCGACCAGAGGGGACGAGUCACCUGCGGGUCGUCGCGGGUCGACCAGAGGGGACGAGUCACCUGCAGGUCGUCGCGGGUCGACCAGAGGGGACGAGUCACCUGCGGGUCGUCGCGGGUCGACCAGAGAUGACCAGUCAGCUGGGGGUCGUCGUCGGUCGACCAGAGUUAAUGAGCCAGACAUGGAACGUCGAAAAUCGACCAGAGGAGAUGAACCAGACUUGGAACGUCGAAAAUCGACCAGAGGAGAUGAACUAGACUUGGAACGUCGAAGAUCGACCAGAGGAGAUGAAUCAGACUUGGAACGUCGAAAAUCGACCAGAGGAGAUGAACCAGACUUGGAACAUCGAAGAUCGACCUUACUUGAUGAACCAGACAUCGAACGUCGAAGAUCGACCAGAGGAGAUGAACCAGACUUGGAACGUCGAAGAUCGACCUUACUUGAUGAACCAGACUUGGAACGUCGAAGAUCGACCAGACUUGAUGAACCAGACAUCGAACGUCGAAGAUCGACCAGAGGAGAUGAACCAGACUUGGAACGUCGAAGAUCGACCAUACUUGAUGAACCAGACUUGGAACGUCGAAGAUCGACCAGAGGAGAUGAACCAGACUUGGAACGUCGAAGAUCGACCUUACUUGAUGAACCAGACUUGGAACGUCGAAGAUCGACCUUACUUGAUGAACCAGACAUCGAACGUCGAAGAUCGACCAGAGGAGAUGAACCAGACUUGGAACGUCGAAGAUCGACCUUACUUGAUGAACCAGGCUUGGAACGUCGAAGAUCGACCAGACUUGAUGAACCAGACAUCGAACGUCGAAGAUCGACCAGAGGAGAUGAACCAGACUUCGAACGUCGAAGAUCGACCAUACUUGAUGAACCAGACUUGGAACGUCGAAGAUCGACCUUACUUGAUGAACCAGACUUGGAACGUCGAAGAUCGACCAGAGGAGAUGAACCAGACAUGGAACGUCGAAGAUCGACCAGACUUGAUGAACCAGACUUGGAACGUCGAAGAUCGACCAGAGGAGAUGAACCAGACUUCGAACGUCGAAGAUCGACCAUACUUGAUGAACCAGACUUGGAACGUCGAAGAUCGACCUUACUUGAUGAACCAGACUUGGAACGUCGAAGAUCGACCAGAGGAGAUGAACCAGACAUGGAACGUCGAAGAUCGACCAGAGGAGAUGAACCAGACAUGGAACGUCGAAGAUCGACCAGAAGAGAUGAACCAGACUUGGAACGUCGAAGAUCGACCUUACUUGAUGAACCAGACUUGGAACGUCGAAGAUCGACCAGAGGAGAUGAGCCAGACUUGGAACGUCGAAGAUCGACUAGAGGAGAUGAACCAGACAUGGAACGUCGAAGAUCGACCAGAGGAGAUGAACCAGACAUGGAACGUCGAAGAUCGACCAGAAGAGAUGAACCAGACAUGGAACGUCGAAGAUCGACCAGAGGAGAUGAGCCAGACUUGGAACGUCGAAGAUCGACCAGAGGAGAUGAACCAGACAUGGAACGUCGAAGAUCGACCAGAGGAGAUGAACCAGACAUCGAACGUCGAAGAUCGACCAGAGGAGAUGAACCAGACUUCGAACGUCGAAGAUCGACCAUACUUGAUGAACCAGACUUGGAACGUCGAAGAUCGACCAGAGGAGAUGAACCAGACUUCGAACGUCGAAGAUCGACCUUACUUGAUGAACCAGACUUGGAACGUCGAAGAUCGACCAGAGGAGAUGAACCAGACUUCGAACGUCGAAGAUCGACCUUACUUGAUGAACCAGACAUCGAACGUCGAAGAUCGACCAGAGGAGAUGAACCAGACUUGGAACGUCGAAGAUCGACCAGAGGAGAUGAACCAGACUUGGAACGUCGAAAAUCGACCAGAGGAAAUGAACCAGACUUGGAACGUCGAAGAUCGACCAGAGGAGAUGAACCAGACUUGGAACGUCGAAGAUCGACCAGAGGAGAUGAACCAGACUUGGAACGUCGAAAAUCGACCAGAGGAAAUGAACCAGACUUGGAACGUCGAAGAUCGACCAGACUUGAUGAACCAGACUUGGAACGUCGAGGAUCGACCAGACUUGAUGAACCAGACUUCGAACGUCGACGAUCGACCAGAAUAGGUGAACCAGACAUGGAACGUCGAAGAUCGACCAGACUUGAUGAACCAGACUUGGAACGUCGAAGAUCGACCAGACUUGAUGAACCAGACUUGGAGCGUCGAAGAUCGACCAGAAGAGAUGAACCAGACUUGGAACGUCGAAGAUCAACCUUACUUGAUGAGUCAGACAUAGAACGUCGAAGAUCGACCAGACUUGAUGAGCCAGACAUGGAACGUCGAAGAUCGACCAGACUUGAUGAACCAGACUUGGAACGUCGAAGAUCGACCAGACUUGAUGAACCAGACUUGGAACGUCGAAGAUCGACCAGAGGAGAUGAACCAGACUUGGAACGUCGAAGAUCGACCUUACUUGAUGAACCAGACUUGGAACGUCGAAGAUCGACCUUACUUGAUGAACCAGACAUGGAACGUCGAAGAUCGACCAGACUUGAUGAACCAGACUUGGAACGUCGAAGAUCGACCAGACUUGAUGAACCAGACUUGGAACGUCGAAGAUCGACCAGAGGAGACGAACCAGACUUGGAACGUCGAAGAUCGACCAAAGGAGACGAACCAGACAUGGAACGUCGAAGAUCGAUCUUACUUGAUGAACCAGACAUCGAACGUCGAAGAUCGACCUUACUUGAUGAACCAGACCUCGAACGUCGAAGAUCGACCAGAGGAGAUGAACUAGACUUGGAACGUCGAAGAUCGACCAGAAGAGAUGAACCAGACUUGGAACGUCGAAGAUCGACCAAAGGAGACGAACCAGACAUGGAACGUCGAAGAUCGAUCUUAAUUGAUGAACCAGACUUGGAACGUCGAAGAUCAACCUUACUUGAUGAGCCAGACAUGGAACGUCGAAGAUCAACCAGAGGAGAUGAACCAGACUUGGAACGUCGAAGAUCGACCAGAGGAGAUGAACCAGACUUGGAACGUCGAAAAUCGACCAGAGGAAAUGAACCAGACUUGGAACGUCGAAGAUCGACCAGACUUGAUGAACCAGACUUGGAACGUCGAGGAUCGACCAGACUUGAUGAACCAGACUUCGAACGUCGACGAUCGACCAGAAUAGGUGAACCAGACAUGGAACGUCGAAGAUCGACCAGACUUGAUGAACCAGACUUGGAACGUCGAAGAUCGACCAGACUUGAUGAACCAGACUUGGAGCGUCGAAGAUCGACCAGAAGAGAUGAACCAGACUUGGAACGUCGAAGAUCAACCUUACUUGUUGAGUCAGACAUAGAACGUCGAAGAUCGACCAGACUUGAUGAGCCAGACAUGGAACGUCGAAGAUCGACCAGACUUGAUGAACCAGACUUGGAACGUCGAAGAUCGACCAGACUUGAUGAACCAGACUUGGAACGUCGAAGAUCGACCAGAGGAGAUGAACCAGACUUGGAACGUCGAAGAUCGACCUUACUUGAUGAACCAGACUUGGAACGUCGAAGAUCGACCUUACUUGAUGAACCAGACAUGGAACGUCGAAGAUCGACCAGACUUGAUGAACCAGACUUGGAACGUCGAAGAUCGACCAGACUUGAUGAACCAGACUUGGAACGUCGAAGAUCGACCAGAAGAGACGAACCAGACUUGGAACGUCGAAGAUCGACCAAAGGAGACGAACCAGACAUGGAACGUCGAAGAUCGAUCUUACUUGAUGAACCAGACAUCGAACGUCGAAGAUCGACCUUACUUGAUGAACCAGACCUCGAACGUCGAAGAUCGACCAGAGGAGAUGAACUAGACUUGGAACGUCGAAGAUCGACCAGAAGAGAUGAACCAGACUUGGAACGUCGAAGAUCGACCAAAGGAGACGAACCAGACAUGGAACGUCGAAGAUCGAUCUUAAUUGAUGAACCUGACUUGGAACGUCGAAGAUCAACCUUACUUGAUGAGCCAGACAUGGAACGUCGAAGAUCGACCAGAGGAGAUGAACCAGACUUGGAACGUCGAAGAUCGACCAGAGGAGAUGAACUAGACUUGGAACGUCGAAGAUCGACCAGACUUGAUGAACCAGACUUGGAACGUCGAAGAUCGACCAGAGGAGAUGAACCAGACUUGGAACGUCGAAGAUCGACCAGAAUAGAUGAACCAAACUUGGAACGUCGAAGAUCGACCAGAGGAGAUGAACCAGACUUGGAACGUCGAAGAUCGAUCUUACUUGAUGAACCAGACCUCGAACGUCGAAGAUUGACCUUACUUGAUGAACCAGACCUCGAACGUCGAAGAUCAACCAGAGGAGAUGAACCAGACUUGGAACGUCGAAGAUCGACCAGAGGAGAUGAACCAGACAUGGAACGUCGAAGAUCGACUUUACUUGAUGAGCCAGACAUAGAACGUCGAAGAUCGACCAGACUUGAUGAGCCAGACAUGGAACGUCGAAAAUCGACCAGAGGUGAUGAACAAGACAUGGAACGUCGACGAUCGACCAGAGAUCUUGAGUCACAAACUGAUCAUUUUGGAUCGACCAGACGUCACGGCCCAGAUUUGAGAAGUGGAGAGUCGACCAGUGGUGGGGAAGGAGACGGGCACCGUGGAGAGUCAGACAAAGAAGAGGCUCCACGGAUGGUGCGCCAUAUAGAAAAGGAUUUUGGAAGGGAGGAUAUAGACCCACUGGAACGACGCAUGUGGACCCAGCGGGAGGCUGAAGAUGAGGGCAAGUCGCCCACCUCUACACCAGCCGACAAGCUCCCUCUCCGUUCUCCUGAUCCUCAAGCACGAGGAGCAGAUGGUGAUUUGGUGGAUGAAAAUAAUUCUGAGAAAGCUGCAGAUAUUGGGGAAAAGUUCUUGAAGCUAGCGGAGCCGUAUCUUCAGUACCGCAAGUCAAUUACAGACCUAGAACCAUAUCUUCAAUUCCAGGACGAGAUAUAUAAAUUAACGCCAGAGAUUCAGUCGCAAUGGUCAACAAAUGACGAAAGUUUAGAAACAAAAUCUCUUGAUUCUACUGAGAGGCAACGACGGCGGUCAGACAGGAGUUCCGAUACAGACAACAUAGAUUCUGACUUCCAGCACGAGACAAGUCAACAGGUCGGAAGAGAGCGAAACAGUCCCACUCCAGUGUCAGAGACCGAGCGUCGCACACAGCAUUAUACACAACCAGAGGCAUUGUCUCAACCGCUCUCAGAGAUCAUGACUCAAGGUAUUCGCCGCUCAGUUGCUGAAGAUAACACGGAUUAUAACCCGAGUUCGGGCAGCGAUGCGGAUUCAGAACUCGAUGUAGAGUGGGUGCUAAAUGACCCCGCAUCAAAUCUUGAAUACCAGAAACCCACCAGAGAUGUAUCGGCCGGAGGAUCAAGUGACGAAUCAGAACCGGAACUCAUGACGUACCGUGUUUCUGACGUCUGGGAAGAUGGACGAGGGCUGAGGAGCAGCACACCAAGCGACUCCCAGCCCCACAAGACAGUCACCGAGGAGGAAUCACUGGGUUUAGAACAGCGUCACUCCAGGGAAGAACCGUUUGAUAGUGACGAACCACGCAAGUCUAUUGGCUUGGUAGUGCUCAGCAGUGAACCAGUGCCGGACCACCAGUCUCCAGUGCCAUCACAUCUUGUGGACCAAGAUGGACGAAAAUUAUUUAACGAGUUACCCAAAUGUUCAUCAACGGCAGGAUUGGAGACUCGUUCACCGAGAGGUUCUACGGCAGGAUUGGAGCCUCGUUCACCGAGAGGUUCUACGACAGGAUUGGAGCCUCGUUCGCCGAGAGGUUCUACGGCAGGAUUGGAGCCUCGCUCACCCAGAGGUUCAACGGCAGGAUUGGAGUCUCGUUCACCCAGAAGUUCUACGGCAGGAUUGGAGCCUCGCUUACCCAGAGGUUCAACGGCAGGAUUGGAGCCUCGCUCACCCAGAGGUUCUACGGCAGGAUUGGAGCCUCGCUCACCCAGAGGUUCAACGGCAGGAUUGGAGCCUCGCUCACCCAGAGGUUCUACGGCAGGAUUGGAGCCUCGCUCACCCAGAGGUUCUACGGCAGGAUUGGAGCCUCGCUCACCCAGAGGUUCUACGGCAGGAUUGGAGCCUCGCUCACCCAGAGGUUCUACGGCAGGAUUGGAGCCUCGCUCACCCAGAGGUUCUACGGCAGGAUUGGAGCCUCGCUCACCCAGAGGUUCUACCGCAGGAUUGGAGCCUCGCUCACCCAGAGGUUCAGAUGUAGAACUGGUAGAUCAAACCCCCAUAAGGCCGUCAGCAUUCUUAGACAGUCACUGGGCCCCUAAGGGUUCCACAGGUGGCUCGGAGACUCGCUCACCCAGAGGUUCUACGGCGGGCUUGGAGACUGGCGAGCCAGAGGUGGCGAUGAGCGUAGAACCUCGGCGACGCUCCAUAACCACUACAGUCAUCGACUUCCUGGCCAGUAGGCUGAGUGCGGAUCAGCAGCCGCCAAGCGACAUGGACUCAGCACCUCCCCGACACCUGGAUGAGCUCAGCGCCACCUCUCAGCCGCCAGAGAACUCAGCUAGUUGCCUGGAAGAGUCACUCGGAGAUUUUAAACAAGACCAGAGAGGUAGAAUAUUACCAAGAAGUUCGGUAGGUAACUUGGAGGAUCGUAAAUCACUCACAGCUUCCAUAGGUGACCAGCAAGAUUUAAAGUUACUCAGAGUUUCAGUGACAGACUUUGAUGAUUAUGAGUCUUCCAAAAUUUCCACAGAGGACCACCAGGGCGAUCACAUAUCGCCCGAAGAUUCUGUAGAUGAACUGGAAAUUCACAGGUCUUUCCGAGACUCAGUGGACGAUGUAGAGGUUCGUAGAUCAUCCAAGCGUUCAGGCGUCGGCGCAGGCGACGAUCAGGAGUCCCUCAGGGAGAAGAUAACGGUACCCAGUUUUUCCCUGUCGGACGAUGAGGAAAAGUCGACAUCGAACCUUGAUGGAAGUUCCAGCGAGUCAGAGUCCGAGAGCAAAAUCCGCCGAUCCAGCAGCACUGCACUUCCAGGGUUCCAUGACCUUAGGGCCUUCCCCGAAGUAGCUCAGAAGCAGGAGUCGAACACUGAACCCGAGCCUAUAGUUACUAACGAACCCAGAAGGUCAAUCGGAAUGGAAAUGUUUAAUAAUCUGGUGCGACGGUUCAGUAAUGUGGAGGCUGAGAGCGACACCUCCCAGCUCCUGGGGCUGGGUGCUCAAGCUGCUAGGACAUCCCCCAGAGGUUCACUCGUCACCCAGGAAGAUCACAACUUACUCGCAAGUUCAGAUCAUGACAUACAUGAUAGCAGGUCACCCAGAGGUUCAGUACCGGACAUUGAUGUUCACAGGUCACCCAGAGGUUCAGUACCGGACACUGAUGCUCACAGGUCACCCAGAGGUUCAGUACCGGACACUGAUGCUCACAGGUCACCCAGAGGUUCAGUACCGGACAUUGAUGCUCACAGGUCACCCAGGGGUUCAGUACCGGACAUUGAUGCUCACAGGUCACCCAGGGGUUCAGUACCGGACAUUGAUGUUCACAGGUCACCCAGGGGUUCAGUACCGGACAUUGAUGUUCACAGGUCACCCAGAGGUUCAGUACCGGACACUGAUGCUCACAGGUCACCCAGAGGUUCAGUACCGGACACUGAUGCUCACAGGUCACCCAGAGGUUCAGUACCGGACAUUGAUGCUCACAGGUCACCCAGGGGUUCAGUACCGGACAUUGAUGCUCACAGGUCACCCAGGGGUUCAGUACCGGACAUUGAUGCUCACAGGUCACCCAGGGGUUCAGUACCGGACAUUGAUGCUCACAGGUCACCCAGGGGUUCAGUACUGGACAUUGAUCCUCACAGGUCACCCAGGGGUUCAGUACCGGACAUUGAUGCUCACAGGUCACCCAGAGGUUCAGUACCGGACAUUGAUGCUCACAGGUCACCCAGGGGUUCAGUACCGGACAUUGAUGCUCACAGGUCACCCAGGGGUUCAAUACCGGACAUUGAUGCUCACAGGUCACCCAGGGGUUCAGUACCGGACAUUGAUGCUCACAGGUCACCCAGGGGUUCAGUACCGGACAUUGAUGCUCACAGGUCACCCAGAGGUUCAGUACCGGACAUUGAUGCUCACAGGUCACCCAGAGGUUCAGUACCGGACAUUGAUGCUCACAGGUCACCCAGGGGUUCAGUACCGGACAUUGAUGCUCACAGGUCACCCAGAGGUUCAGUACCGGACACUGAUGCUCACAGGUCACCCAGAGGUUCAGUACCGGACAUUGAUGCUCACAGGUCACCCAGGGGUUCAGUACCGGACAUUGAUGCUCACAGGUCACCCAGAGGUUCAGUACCGGACAUUGAUGCUCACAGGUCACCCAGAGGUUCAGUACUGGACAUUGAUGUUCACAGGUCACCCAGGGGUUCAGUACCGGACACUGAUGUUCACAGGUCACCCAGAGGUUUAAGAACACAAUAUAGCGAGAGUGGGACACUGCGAGAGAGUGUAGGACACACCUCGUCUAGUGAGGACGAGUACAUGGACCCUAUUGACAGUUCAGGACCCGACGCGGACACAACACUGUCAAGCAACACAUAUGACGUGUACAGUGAACCUCCGUCAAGUUUGCCGCCUGUCAAGUCAGAUGUUGUAGCGUCUAUACCAGUAAUGGAACAGGACCUAUACCAUCCCUCAGUGGUCGUCACCCCUCAACCAUCACCACCAGUAAUGGAACAGGACCUAUACCAUCCCUCAGGCGUCGUCACCCCUCAGUCAUCACCACCAGUAAUGGAACAGGACACAUACCAUCCCUCAGUGGUCGUCACCCCUCAGUCAUCACCACCAGUAAUGGAACAGGACCUAUACCAUCCCUCAGUGGUCGUCACCCCUCAGUCAUCACCACCAGUAAUGGAACAGGACCUAUACCAUCCCUCAGGCGUCGUCACCCCUCAGCCAUCACCACCAGUAAUGGAACAGGACACAUACCAUCCCUCAGGCGUCGUCACCCCUCAGUCAUCACCACCAGUAAUGGAACAGGACCCAUACCAUCCCUCAGGCGUCGUCACCCCUCAGUCAUCACCACCAGUAAUGGAACAGGACCCAUACCAUCCCUCAGGCGUCGUCACCCCUCAGUCAUCACCACCAGUAAUGGAACAGGACACAUACCAUCCCUCAGUGGUCGUCACCCCUCAGUCAUCACCACCAGUAAUGGAACAGGACACAUACCAUCCCUCAGUGGUCGUCACCCCUCAGUCAUCACCACCAGUAAUGGAACAGGACACAUACCAUCCCUCAGUGGUCGUCACCCCUCAGUCAUCACCACCAGUAAUGGAACAGGACCUAUACCAUCCCUCAGUGGUCGUCACCCCUCAGUCAUCACCACCAGUAAUGGAACAGGACCCAUACCAUCCCUCAGUGGUCGUCACCCCUCAGUCAUCACCACCAGUAAUGGAACAGGACCUAUACCAUCCCUCAGUGGUCGUCACCCCUCAGUCAUCACCACCAGUAAUGGAACAGGACCUAUACCAUCCCUCAGUGGUCGUCACCCCUCAGUCAUCACCACCAGUAAUGGAACAGGACCUAUACCAUCCCUCAGGCGUCGUCACCCCUCAGUCAUCACCACCAAUUAAGACAAACAACAGUCUUAAUGCGUCAAAGACCACCAUAUUCUCCUCGCGUCGAGGCGACAUGAAGAAGAACACAAUCACAGAGUACUACCAAAUGGAGGUGGAGACCGGGGACCUGUAUUACCACGAAGUACCGGACAUAUACACGGCUCUCUACUACCACAUGACCGCCAUCUUGUCUCUCCCGGACCUGGAUAUGGUGGAGAUCGACCUGCCUCUGGAUGACAAGCCGCUGCCACACUGGACACAGGUCAACCACACUGCCAAGCUUCAGAGUCUAGGAGCCACGGGGAUGGAGGCGGCCAGGCGCCAGCAUGAGACGUACGGCAGGUCUUCCGUGGAAACAUUUCCUCAAGACAAGAGGAAGAAGAAGUCGCUUGAGAGCAUCACAGGUGUGACAUUCUGCGGGUGUGGGUUCCUGGGGAUCUACCUGGUGGGUGCCGCCUCCUGCCUCCAGCAGCGAGCCCCGGGCCUCCUCCGGGGGCGGCUGGCCGGCUCCUCUGUCGGCUCCCUCAUCGCCACCUGCCUCAUCUGUGACGUCCCUCUACAGACGGUGCGGGAAACACUGCUGAAGACGGCCAAGGCGACGCGGUCUUACAUGCUGGGGCCUCUGAGUCCGUUCUUCUUCCUGGAGGAGCCGCUCCUGAAGAACCUUUUAGAGAUGUUGCCGGAGGACGCCCACGUCCGCGCCUCGGGUCGUCUCUUCCUCUCCCUCACCCGCGCCGCCACGCUCACCAACGAGGUGGUGAGCGAGUACAAGUCACGAGACGAGCUGCUGAGAGCAGUUCUUUGCUGCUGCUUCUUGCCCGGAAUCUCCGGGUUUUCGGUGCCAACAUUCCAGGGACGCAGGUACAUGGACGGAGGGAUGAGUAACAACAUGCCGCUGAAGGGCGACACCACCCUCAGCAUCAACGCCUUCGCCGGAGAGUUUGAUAUCUGCCCCGAGGACGACGAGGAGACCUACGGCCCCACCACGGCCUUCAACCAGACCCUGGAGAUGUCUAAGGAGAACCUACGCAAGUUUUACCUGGCUCUGGUGCCGCCCGAGCCCGAGGACCUCGACGUGUACUUCGAGCGUGGAUAUGCUGACACUGAGAAGUAUAUAGCAAGUCAACCCGUCCUCUCAAAAUAACGUCACUUUUUCGCGCGUAUGCGCGCUAUGGCGGAAAACUUACGUUAUUUGAAAUGAAAUCGGCUCACUAAG
Procambarus clarkii (red swamp crayfish) is the source of this 13502-nucleotide messenger RNA. RefSeq names its product msx2-interacting protein. Gene Ontology annotation, biological process: triglyceride catabolic process; lipid homeostasis. NCBI's taxonomy places the organism in Eukaryota, Metazoa, Arthropoda, Malacostraca, Decapoda, Cambaridae. Gene Ontology annotation, molecular function: triacylglycerol lipase activity. Gene Ontology annotation, cellular component: membrane; cytoplasm; lipid droplet. The record is from RefSeq and is a predicted model, not a curated record.